Thyridium curvatum is the source of this 1734-nucleotide messenger RNA. RefSeq lists its product as uncharacterized. Gene Ontology annotation, biological process: DNA-templated transcription. Gene Ontology annotation, cellular component: nucleus. The transcript has 4 exons. Bases 1 to 1734 code for a protein of 577 amino acids. The record is from RefSeq and is a predicted model, not a curated record. NCBI's taxonomy places the organism in Eukaryota, Fungi, Ascomycota, Sordariomycetes, Thyridiales, Thyridiaceae. Gene Ontology annotation, molecular function: zinc ion binding; DNA binding.
AUGUCACCGCUGGCGUCUGGGACUGGCGGUCUUUUCGGUCAUAUCGUCGGUCCGGCCCUGGCCAGGGAUGCUCAGAUGCUGGAGCAGUUCAUGUCUCCGCGCGACAAUGUGGCUGAGAGCCAUGUGCAUCCGAACCCUUAUAGCGUCUACUCGGAUGAUCCGCGAAACCCGGUGGUGUAUCUCAAGGUUCCGAGGCAGCGGCCGACAGCUUCAUCCGGGAACGGGACGCCGGGUUUUAAGCAGUGCGAAGUCGUUGAAAAGAUUCUGGAGCCGCUGGGGGCGAAUCUUAUGGGACUCUACUUCGAUGUCAUACAUCCUCCCUUUCCGAUCCUUGACGAGACGGCAGUCAGAAAAGCUUACCAACAAGGAACACUGCCUCACACACUUGUUUGCGAGAUCUACGCCGUCAUAUUGGUCUACUGGGAGCUCUCUGAAGCGGUCAUUACCACUGGUCGACCUGUUCCGGAUGUAAGGUACAUCUGGAACCUGACUGUCAGUGCCAUGCACGACGACUUCCUAUCGCCGACCCUUUCCACCGUCCUUGCCUGUAUCCUCGACCUUCUUGGCCGGCCAAUUACCUCGAUCACCUACAACGCUGUCAAUAUCGGCAGCACUGUUGCCCUUGCGCAGAGUUUGGGACUCAAUCGAGAUCCUAGCAAUUGGAAUCUCGAUCCCAGGCAGAAAAACCUACGCAUCAAGACUUGGUGGGGCCUGCUCAUACAUGAUUAUUGGGCAAGCCUGAGCCACGGAACCCCGGGUCAUGUCCAUCGCGACCAGUGGGAUGUUGCCCUCCCCCAGCUGGACACAAUACUCGACAACUCUCAGACCUCCAGCACAGCGACUCCUCAGGCCAGGGAAAGGGGGGCUGAGUCCUUCAUUGCACUCUGUCGGCUGACCCAACUGCUGGGUGACUUGCUAUCGGUCAUCUACUCACUAAGAGAGGAACCUCUCGAGCGGAUGCUCAAGACUCUCCGGCGCAUCGAGACGGCCGUGGAUGACUGGCAGGACUCUUUGCCAACUUGGCUGAAUCCAGGGGAGUCCGGAUUUGAGCGGGAUCAGCCCGGCUCUUUGAAUCUAAAGCUCUCCUUUCUGGCCGUGAAGAUGUGUAUUUGUCGUGUGGCACUGCAGCAGGCUACACGGGCGAGCGACCAGGAGGAAGCAGCCUAUCAUCAGUCUCGCUGCAUCAAGUCUGGAACCGCAUUCAUAGAUUUUGUCACUUCACUAUCUGUCAACGAGAGCAGGGCUUUUUGGUUGCCUUACACCGCCUAUCAUUUUGCAUCCGCAGCAACUCUCAUGAUGAGAUGCGCAUUGGAAGCUCAAGCUGAUAACACAGCGGAUAACUGCGUUGCUACAGCUCGCAGAUUCAUAGACUAUCUUCGCGACAUGAGGACUAGUGCAAACUGGGACUUGGUGGAUAUUUGUCUUGGGCAAUGUGAAACCACGGUAAAACAAAUGAGCGAGGGUGCACUGCCUGUAUUCCGCAGACGCAAUAAUGGAACGGUUCGUUCACGACAAGGCGCGCAAGGGCGGACGCAGAAGCCUCCUGAGAGCGAAAGGGCCAUCGACGGCGAGAACCAGGCCGGAGCGGAUGUAGUCAUGGAUGAGACUAUAGUCCUACCAGAGGAGACCAUGGACCAGAAUAUGUUCCUGGAUGACUGGCAGGAGCAAAUGCCGGGGGACUUUUACUUUCCCGAGUUGUGGGAUGUAGCGCGUGGAGAUUUCCGAGCAUUCUAG